GGCGGCGGGCCGGGGGUCUGGGCGCCGCGGCGCAUGUGCGGGCGGGGAGCCGCGCGCCCCGCGGCUGCGUCCCGACUUCCUCCUGGCCUGUUCGCCGGCUGCGGGGCCGCGCACGGGCGCCGCUCGCGGGGCCGCCGGGCCGCGCACCUGCCCCGCGCACUUGCCGCGCCCGCCCGGCCCUGCCCCGUGCCCGCUGCGCGCCGCAGCCGGGGCCGGGCGCAGCGCUGCGGAGGCCAGGGCCGCCCGGGGCCGGGCUGGGCCGGGCGCGGCGCGGCGAUGAUGAACAGGUUCCGAAAGUGGCUGUACAGACCCAAGAGGUCCGACCCGCAGCUGCUCGCCCAGUUCUACUAUGCUGAUGAGGAACUGACCCAGGUGGCCGCGGAGCUGGACAGCCUGGACGGGCGGAAGGACCCGCAGCGCUGCACUCUGCUUGUCAGCCAGUUCCGCUCCUGCCAGGACAACGUGCUGACCAUCAUCAACCAGAUCAUGGACGUCUGCAUCCCGCAGGAGCGCGCCCCCAGGGACUUCUGCGUCAAGUUCCCUGAGGAGGUCCGGCACGACAGCCUGGCCGGCCAGCUGUGGUUUGGGGCCGAGUGCCUGGCCGCCGGCUCCAUCAUCAUGAACCGGGAGCUGGAGAGCUUGGCCAUGCGGCCCCUGGCCAAGGAGCUGACACGCAGCCUGGAGGACGUGCGCGGCGCGCUGCGGGACCAGGCGCUGCGGGACCUGGGCACCUACACCGAGAAGAUGCGUGAGGCCUUGCGCCACUUUGACGUACUCUUUGCUGAAUUUGAGCUCAGCUAUGUCUCAGCCAUGGUGCCCGUCAAGUCCCCGCGGGAGUACUAUGCGCAGCAGGAAGUCAUCGUGCUCUUCUGUGAGACGGUGGAGAGGGCUCUGGACUGCGGCUACCUCACCCAGGACAUGAUCGACGACUAUGAGCCGGCACUCAUGUUCACCAUCCCCCGGCUGGCCAUUGUGUGUGGCCUCGUGGUCUACGCAGACGGGCCCUUGAACCUGGACCGCAAAGCAGAGGACAUGUCCGAGCUGUUCCGUCCCUUCCACACCCUGCUCCGGAAAAUAAGGGACCUGCUGCAGACGCUGACCGAGGAGGAGCUGCGCACGCUGGAGCGGAGCCUGUGCAUCUCCCAGGACGCUGACGCGCCCGCCGCCCCUGCCCUCACGCCCACCUUCCCCGCCCCGCUGCCGCCCGAGGAGCUGCUCUCAACCCAGGCCCGCGAGGUGGACACGGAGCUGGCCUGCUCCAUGCAGUACGACGACCAGGAGCUGGAGCAGCUCAGCCGCAUGGUGUGCCGGGCCGGCGACGAGAUGUCCUCCCUGCUGUCCCCACCGAGCACCGGCCAGUCCCCCGCGCGCCAGCCGCGGCCCCACGGCAGCCCCCGCAGCCAGGCGUCCCCCGGGCCUGCGCAGCCCGCGGGCGGCGGCCCGGACGAGGAGGGCAGGGUGUUCUUCAUGGACGACGUGGAGGGGCCGGCGGAUGCUGUCCCGUCCGGGAACGCCGCGGCAGGCCCCGCGGCAGAGCCGGGGGACGCGAGCGACAACAACAACGUCGGGGACGACAAGUGGCGGGCGGCGGGCCUGCUGGGCAGCGGCUCCUGCAGCUGCCUGGACGUGUCCGCGGCCCCUGACGCCGGCGCCGCCGAGAGGAUCGCCCACCGGACGGGGGGCAUGAAGCUCUCGGCCACCGUCAUCUUCAACCCCAAGUCGCCCUCGGCCCUGGACGCGGCGUUGCCUGACCCGGACGCAGCGGGCACGGCCGACCCCGGGGGGCCGGCGGGGGGCCCCGAGGCCGGUGCCCGCGCGCUGAGCGCCGCCGUGGCCACCCACUGCUUGCUCCAGUCCUGCGUGUGCUGCGGGGGUUGCGGCGGCUGCGAGGACACGGCUGAGCGCCUGCGGGACUUGGGAGGCCCCGGCUCCGCGGGCGCUGCCAAGGGCUUGUCCCGGCCCACGCCGCCUUCGGAAGACGCCCCGGACGCCUCCAGCCCCGCGCCGGGCACGGAGGAGCAGUGCGGAGCCGGGGGUGGGCCCGAGCGGCCCACGGAGGCCCAGGCGCCCGGGGAGCGGCCUCCGAGCGGGCCCGGGCCCAGUGCUGCCACAGACAAGGCAGGCCUUGAGGUGGCUCCUGUGGCCACAAGAGAGAAGAUCCGGUCACGGUUCCACAGCAGCCACGACCUCAUCCACCGCCUGUUUGUCUGCAUCUCAGGCGUGGCCGACCAGCUGCAGACCAACUAUGCCAGUGACCUAAGGAGUAUCCUCAAGACCCUCUUUGAGGUCAUGGCCACCAAGCCGGAAGCAGAUGACAAAGACAAGCUAAAGAAAGUCACGCAGAGCCUGUGCAGCGCCACACUGGAGGACUGUGCCCUGUGCCAGGAGACCUCAUCAUCCUCGGAGCUGGCAGCCAAGACCCGAGAAGGGGGCCUGGAAGAGCCGCCCGAGUGGGUCCCCGACGAAGUCUGCGGCUUCUGCACGGCCUGCAAAGCGCCUUUCACGGUCAUCCGCAGGAAGCACCACUGCCGCAGCUGUGGGAAGAUCUUCUGCUCGCGCUGCUCCCCGCACUCGGCGCCGCUGCCGCGUUACGGGCAGGUGCGGCCGGUGCGCGUGUGCACUCACUGCUACGUGUUCCACGUCACGCCCUUCUACCGCGAGCGCGCGGCGCUGUGAGCGGAGACGCGUCGGGAGAUGAGCUUUAUUUUCUAAACGCUGUGACGGACACAUAAAUCUAUUUACGGACCCA
Sorex fumeus (smoky shrew) is the source of this 2749-nucleotide messenger RNA. It is a transcript of the gene ZFYVE28, whose product is annotated as zinc finger FYVE-type containing 28. The coding region runs from base 34 to 2676 and encodes 880 amino acids. NCBI's taxonomy places the organism in Eukaryota, Metazoa, Chordata, Mammalia, Eulipotyphla, Soricidae. Gene Ontology annotation, cellular component: early endosome membrane. The transcript is spliced from 13 exons. Gene Ontology annotation, biological process: negative regulation of epidermal growth factor-activated receptor activity. Gene Ontology annotation, molecular function: metal ion binding. The record is from RefSeq and is a predicted model, not a curated record.